CAAUCAGUCCCAUCUUUGGGCUCAGCAGCUCUAUCUCCCUCGUUGAAAAGGAACUCUCCAGUUUCCAGGGACCAUUUUUCGUAGUUUCGAUUGAAUUAUUGAAGGGUUUUGAUUUCCUCAGGAAGCAGAAGCAGGGGUUGUUGGAGAUGAGCUCCGAAGCACUGCAAGCCGCCAAGGCGUAUCGGCAGCUUCUCAAGGCUGUGAAGAAGCACAUUGCUCAGGAAGACAGCAAGAGGCGCUUCAAGGAAUAUGUGACCGAGGAGUUCCGCAAGAAGUGCACUCCAUCGGACCUCUCCGCUGUUCGGCACAAAAUCAAGCUUGCCAAUGACUACACCUUUUUACUCAAUAGUGUCCACCAUCACCAGGCACUACUGUUUUCAUACAACAUUGCUGUGGAUAGGUCGGAGGAAAUGAAAAGAAUACUUGGAAAAUCUGCUGCGAGCGUGGGUCUUCAGCUGCCGGAGGUUUAUCAGCCUUGAUGGCUACAGUUUUGCAGGGAGCCUGUGGUUUGAUUCUGUUUAAAAAGGCCAUCAUGAAAUCACUUCUCCUUAGAUCCAGCCUUCCAGCCUCCAGGUAUCCGUUUGAAAUUGCAACUGCCUCUUGCUGUCAUUUCCGUCUGCUUGUUUUUCAUUUCUGAUAGGGUGAAGCUCUUUUGAGAAAGAAAAAAAGGGUUUUGUCACAACAUAUAACUACUAUUUUGAGAACUAAAUCAGCAGGGUAGUUUUAGUCGUCAUCUAAAUGAAUAUGAUGUAUAAGUUUUUGAGGGAUCUUGUGAUUGCCUUGGCUAACAAACUACAUCUGUGUAAUAUCAGCUCCUUCUGUCUUGUCCUAGAUUCAAGUAAAUUAUGGUUACCUGCUGCAAUAUUUAUGAUUGUCAGACUCCAAUCAUGAUUCUGGUCUGUGUUUUUGAAUAUGAAGAUAAACUCUGCAAUUUCAGCUUGUA
Alnus glutinosa is the source of this 943-nucleotide messenger RNA. RefSeq lists its product as uncharacterized. Bases 147 to 479 code for a protein of 110 amino acids. The record is from RefSeq and is a predicted model, not a curated record. The transcript has 4 exons. NCBI's taxonomy places the organism in Eukaryota, Viridiplantae, Streptophyta, Magnoliopsida, Fagales, Betulaceae.